Acanthocheilonema viteae is the source of this 638-nucleotide messenger RNA. NCBI's taxonomy places the organism in Eukaryota, Metazoa, Nematoda, Chromadorea, Rhabditida, Onchocercidae. The record is from the annotation of a GenBank genome assembly.
CCAAGCUGGCCCUGGUAACCUCACGUUUUCCAGUGGGGUCACCAGCAGUAACAGUAGCAAUAGUCGUAGCAGCUCUAUUCGAAGUCCAUCAACCGCUUCACAAGCAAUAAAUUUGGACCAAACCAUAUUAAUUGAUGGAAAACCACCAGUGAUAACAUUUCCGGUUGUUGAUCAAUCAGUUACUGUUACAGCUAAUCAUACUCAUGAAAGCUGUGAUAGUGAAAGAUCAACACCUAAAGAUAUUAAAAGUAAUAUACUACAACCAUCCAGUAAUUCACAAUCUAUACUCGCUACAACUGAUUCCAAUAUCACCUUAUGGCAAUUCCUUCUGGAGUUGUUACUUAAGGGUGAACAUACUGAUCUGAUCCAAUGGACAAAUCAGCAAGGCGAAUUUAAGUUACUGGACGCAGAAGCGGUUGCACGAUUAUGGGGACAACGUAAAAGUAAACCACAUAUGAAUUAUGAUAAAUUAUCACGUGCAUUACGAUAUUAUUAUGAUAAGAAUAUCAUUAAAAAGGUAAUUGGACAAAAAUUCGUAUAUCGAUUUGUGACAUUUCCGGAAGGAUGUACACCUGAUGCAUUGCAAUGUGCAAUUGCACGAGAUGUUGAUGGUAUUUCAGCUGAUUGCACUUCUACUG